GUGUCAACAAAGAGUCUUUCCAUGUCUGAAAUCUGAAUCUCGAAUACAGUGGACCCCAUCCCCAAGCGGGGCAGCGGCAGUGGUCGUGGCCCCACCGCAACGGACCUCUCGACCGCGAACUGCCCCUCGCCUACGUCAUGCAUGACCCGUGAAUGAAGAGCUCUCUCCAACAAGUCCCAGUUUGGUACCAGACAAAAGAGCAGAAAAACGUGCCAUGAGGUGUAACCGGGAACGAAUAGGGAGGUAGCAAACCAAGUAACAACUGGCUGCUUGCUUCCCCCAAGUGCAUUGAAAUACCACAACCACCCAUCUUCUUUGACCUCCAACUUCCAUUCAUCAAUCAGAUUUCACACAAGACACAGCUCCCAUCCCAUCAAAAGCAACAACGCUCGACAGCUUCCACUUCACCAAGAAAACCACAUAAACUUUACAAACAACCACAAUCAAAAUGUCCAAGUCUCGCGCCCCCCUCGCCCUCGGUGCCCUCGCCGCCUCAGGCAUUGGUUACUACCUCUACAGCGCCGGCGGCAACCCCAGAGCAGCCGAGAAGCAGUUUGAGAGCGACGCCCACCGCGCCGCCGCCAAACUCGAAUCCAAGAUUCCCACCAACUACCCAACCCACACAACCCACAAGGCCGAGAAAGAAGGCACCCGCCUCGGCCACGAGGUCGGCACCAAAAUUGACUCUGCUGUAACCACCGUCAACCGCGACCUCAGCCAAGCCAAGCACGAAGCCGAGGCCAUCGCCAAACAAGCCAAGGCCGAUACCCUCAAGAAGAUUGACGAGUUUGAUCGGACGGUCGAGGAGAAGGCCGCCAAGAGCAAGAGCUACCUUAGCUCGUGGUUCGGGAGCAAGUAAAGCUCAACCUAUCAACUACUUAAUAAUGAAAGGAGGAGGUAGGAGGUGUAUGAUAAUGGAAGGGGAGGGCGAACGGAACUGGUUUCUUCGUUUAUCAACAUGAUAUGAAGGUCGCGUCAGCGAUAUCUAUACAACCACAACAGUCAUGUUUGGGGGUUUUGAUAACUGGGUGUUUUCAGGUUUUCGGGGUUUUCUAGUUUUGUUUGAAUUUGAUCUCAAGUU
Podospora pseudocomata is the source of this 1081-nucleotide messenger RNA. RefSeq lists its product as uncharacterized. Bases 449 to 859 code for a protein of 136 amino acids. The transcript is spliced from 3 exons. The record is from RefSeq and is a predicted model, not a curated record. Lineage: Eukaryota; Fungi; Ascomycota; Sordariomycetes; Sordariales; Podosporaceae.